This is a messenger RNA of Daphnia carinata, 3315 nucleotides long. RefSeq lists its product as uncharacterized. Lineage: Eukaryota; Metazoa; Arthropoda; Branchiopoda; Diplostraca; Daphniidae. The transcript has 5 exons. Bases 235 to 2445 code for a protein of 736 amino acids. The record is from RefSeq and is a predicted model, not a curated record. Gene Ontology annotation, biological process: phosphatidylserine exposure on apoptotic cell surface; apoptotic process involved in development; engulfment of apoptotic cell. Gene Ontology annotation, cellular component: plasma membrane.
CCAGCGUGAUUUGUAUAUAAAGAAUUAUACAAUGCUUUAAAUCCAAGUUGGUUGCUCAAAAGGUAUUAGCUUGUGUGAAAUUUCGUGAAGCUUCCUUCGAUUCUAAUUGUCUCGAAAUCUAGAGAUCAUUCGGUUGCUCAUGUCAUCUACGUGGUUUGUGACUAGUGCGUGCAUCAAAAUUCCUACACAGAGUUGUGACAGAAUAUCCUUUGUUGGAGAAAUCAGUUGGCCACCAUGUCUCAAGAAUUCCUUCCUUUGUGUGAUGUGUUAUUCAACAUCAUUUCGAUGGCGUCGUAUUUUUGCGACGUUGUGUUCGACGUAAUCACUGCCUACACCUUAUAUCAGCAGCAGCAAUAUGUUUGGCUUACCCUGGCCGUACUAUUCAUCACCUCGUCAUUGAUUGUCAGUCAAUUGCUCUCGGCCAAAUGGUUCCUUGAGCGACAUUCAUCCUGCCAACCAACAAACAACGAGGAUAAUGAUGAGAAGGAUGUCAAUAGAGGAUCGCUAAUAGCUAUGCAUUUAGCUGGAAUAGGAGUCUUGUGGCGCUACUCCAAACUCUUCAUCCCAGUGGACUUGCGGAUUGUGAAACACGAAGUGCGUGAUUUGUGCAUGCUACGACUAGUUCAUGCCUUUAUCGAAGCCGCACCUAUGUUGCUAGUGCAAUUAUACUUGAUAUGGCUCAAACCACAUCGCGACGAUGUCAAAGAUUUGAACAUAGUGUCUACGGUGUUGUCGCUGGUCAGCGUCUGUUGGGCUUUAGCCUCCUUCAACAAAAACGUUCGUCGCCAAAACGUUCACAAAUUGGUACUCACCUGGCUGGGUGUCAUCUUCCAAUUCCUUUGGCGACUAGGAACCGUAACGUCAAGAGCGAUCGCCUUAACUGUCUACGCCACUGUAUAUGGUUACUGGGUCUUUCUGGUGAUCGGGCUUCAUUGGCUCAGCAUGUUUUUUUGGCUAAUAUCACCACGCAACGUCUUCCAUGGUGACAAGAUGUCCAAGAUAAAGAAAGACGCCUAUUGCGCUCUGAUUGCUGUCGUCUACAUCUUCUGCUACGUCAACUUGCAGCACGUAAAUCCACGAAUGAAGAUGGCUGCAUUUUACGUAACAAUGUUUCUGGAGAACACCCUUCUAGUGGCCGUCUGGCUAAUCGGCGUUCACCGCGAUGAGCCUUGGUAUCACGAGUUAGCUACUGUCACUAUGUUUCUUUCAUUCGUCGUCGGCGUUUUCUUCCUGGGCAUUUAUUAUCGAUACUUUCACGUCAAGCGGCUGAGUUACCCAUCGACGGGGUCAUACCCGACGAACAAUAACCCACCCGAGCCAUAUUCUUACGUCACGCCUUCUGGCACCUACGUCGUUAGCGAAAGCAUUUCAAAUCCGGAUGGUCUAUCAAAGAACAAUAGCAACAAUCCAAAUUCCGGGACGUUCAUCAAGCAAAAUGGCCAUACAGUGUAUUGCACUGAUAAUCCACACUACGUGCCCGGCGUGUUUAAUUGCCGAUUCAAUCCCGCGAUGAUGCGCAAGAAGAAAAAGCCGACGACAUUCGUCCCCCCACCCGUGCCAGUUUUACCUUCCAUGACAGUGAACGGAGGAGGCAAAAUGUCACAACCGUUCUGGAAACGGCCUUUGCAUCCGCGUUCCGGCUCGAGUGAGAACGAAGGAAGUAUUUGCUCUCGUAUAGAUAUCCAGCUCAAGUUGCAGGAAAAGAAGCGCCAACAGCUGGCAGAGCUUCGUGUAAUUGAAGAGGAAAUCAAACAAGGAAAGCUCAAGAGGCCACCGCAGAGCGAUGUCAGCGAGUCUGGCACGCUCAAGCAGCCCAUCCCCCGCUCUAAAAAACAGCCGUGGCCCAGUGGUCCUUCGGUGCCCGAACCGCCCAUCUUUGCCUACGGCUCUCAAGGUGAAUCAGGACAUCGAAAAUACCGAUCAAAGACUCCAGAAAUCCUUCUAUCAGCGCAUCAUUUGGAACAUUCGCGAGUAUAUUACGAUUAUUGCGAUCCCCGCUGGAGAAAUGGGCCGUCAUACCACCCGCAGGGCUCAGUGGAGUCUGGUACAGCUCAAUGGGAUCGAACGUACACGGUGACAUCCGUGAGUUCCAAAAGCGGUGGCGGUGGCGGCGGUGUCAUUUACAAAUCCUACCGCAACCCGUCUGACAUUGACAGUCAAAUCUCACUGCCGCGGUCGUAUACGCUGCCGCGUGAGUUCAAGUACAAGAAGCCAAAGUCCCGCAAAGCCAUCCGCACGGAGCAUUUUAUUCAUUCGACAAAUUCCAGCGAUGGUGACGUCGAUUCGGCAGACGACAAUGACGUGGACGAAACACCAGGUUCGGUUAUGCCGCCUUCCCUGCCGCCUCAUCCACACGCGCUUCCGUACGCUUACGGCAACCGCAAUCAAAUGCAAUCACCCUUCAGAAGCUGGGGCUUGCCCAAUCAGCACGAAACGAAGCUUUAAAAAAUAAAAAAAACAACCGACAGGAAGACCUUUUCAUUUCUGUAAUACCAGACGCAAUUACCCCAACAGAGAAGAAGAAAAACAAGAAAAAAACAUGAAACAUUAAAAACUCCACCGUGAAAUGCUCACUCUCCGUUUACGGGUCGUCUCCAGGACUUGGUUCCUUUUGUUGUUGUUUAUUGUUACCGCUCCCUUUUCCCUCAUUCUCAUCAUCUUGUUUUUUUGUUGUUUUUUUUCCUUCACCUAAACUCAACCCACCUUGCACAAUCCGUGAAAGAUAUUGACCAAAAGUUUACCUUUUUCUCGAUUUUGACGCAAUGUCAUGAAAACGAAGUAUUUUCGGCGAGGUUUUUGUUGUUUUGUUUCGAAAGUGAUUGAUUUUCAUGCGUUUGUGUGAUCAGCGGACAGGCAUUGUUUUUUUUUUGUUUUUUUCCUGGAAUUGGUUGUACAGUUCCGUCCAUGAUGACGUUUUGUGUUUAUUUUCUACCGCAUGCGCAUUUUUUUUUUUUGACAAUUUUGAUUUUGCUACGAAGUUGUUAUUGAAGGCCUUUUUUUUGUAAGCGCCGUGUUUCAUACUUUCUGUAACCAGAAGUGCCACAGGUGAAAAGUUUGUUAUUAAUUCAUUGUACCGUGUUUCUCUAUCGACUGAGCCAACUGUAUUUAAGACUACAACUCCAGAGACGGACAAAAAAAAAAACAGAAACUCACAACGAAAAGAAAAAUGGCCGACCCCGACCAAAAUUGUUUUUCUCUUCGUGCUACGCAAAAAGAAAAUUAAUAAAUAUUCGUUGUCGCUCUAUUAUUGCAAUUCAGAUGACGUGCUUUUUUUCAGUUGAUUGUUUCCUGAAUUAUAUCUAUUGAUGAAUCAAA